CUGUCGUUGAUCAAUCAAUCCCUAAUCAGUACACCUACCCGCGCCAACAACCGCUGGCAGCUACCUACCUACUUUGCCCCCUCCUUUGACAUCUCCCUUUGCUACUCUGUACUGCGCAAGAACAAGGAACGCACAUACACGUUCUUUCUCUAUAAAUAAAACACCCCGGAAUCAUGUUUCCCUUUUCUCUUCUUCCUCCAUUCUUCCUAAGAAACUCGCCCUUUCUUUCUCCCGGCGAUCUUGCCGGCUCUCCGACCGCCAUUGUUGCAGAUUAUCCGUAAGCAUUGCACAAGCUCUCUCAGAUGAAUAUGGAUGGUCACAUUACUAAAGAGUUUGGACUGAAGAAUGUAAGCUCCCACUGCUCCAUCUCAGAGAUGGAUGACUUUGAUCUCUCAAAGCUUCUUGACAAGCCAAGGCUGAACAUAGACAGGCAGAGAUCCUUUGAUGAGAGAUCACUGAGUGAAAUGUCCAUUGGCCUUGCUAGAGGUUUAGAUAACUAUGAAAUGUCUUAUUCCCCCAGUAGGUCAGGCUUGGACACCCCUGUUUCAUCCACCCGAAACUCAUUUGAGCCCCAUCCAAUGGUUUCCGAGGCAUGGGAUUCUCUACGCCGAUCUUUGGUUUAUUUUAGAGGCCAACCAGUUGGUACAAUCGCUGCCAAUGAGCAUGGUGAAGAAGAAGUCCUAAAUUAUGAUCAGGUUUUUGUUCGUGAUUUUGUACCUAGUGCACUUGCCUUCCUCAUGAAUGGUGAGCCUGAAAUAGUUAAGAAUUUCUUGCUGAAAACACUUCUGCUUCAAGGUUGGGAAAAGAAAGUGGACAGAUUCAAGCUGGGUGAAGGAGUUAUGCCAGCCAGUUUCAAAGUUCUUCAUGAUCCGAUUCGUAAGAUAGAUACAGUCAUAGCAGACUUUGGUGAGAGCGCAAUUGGAAGAGUGGCUCCAGUUGACUCUGGAUUUUGGUGGAUCAUUCUUCUCCGUGCCUAUACAAAAUCUACGGGAGAUACCUCUCUUGCUGAAAGACCGGAGUGCCAAAAGGGGAUGAGACUUAUACUCACUCUCUGCUUGUCAGAAGGAUUUGAUACCUUUCCCACCUUGCUAUGUGCUGAUGGAUGUUCGAUGAUUGAUAGAAGAAUGGGAGUUUAUGGUUAUCCUAUUGAAAUCCAAGCACUCUUUUUCAUGGCAUUGAGAUGUGCUUUGACGAUGUUAAAGCAUGAUGGAGAAGGAGAAGAAUGUAUUGAGAGGAUAGUAAAGCGUCUACAUGCCUUGAGUUACCACAUGAGAAGUUAUUUCUGGCUUGACUUCCAACAACUCAAUGACAUAUACCGUUUUAAAACUGAAGAAUAUUCUCAUACAGCAGUCAACAAGUUCAAUGUUAUUCCGGAUUCGAUCCCGGAUUGGGUGUUUGAUUUCAUGCCCACACGAGGCGGUUACUUUAUUGGAAAUGUCAGUCCAGCAAGGAUGGACUUUAGAUGGUUUGCAUUGGGGAAUUGUGUUGCGAUCUUGGCAUCUCUCGCCACUCCAGAGCAAGCCACUGCGAUCAUGGAUCUCAUUGAAGCACGCUGGGAGGAGCUUGUUGGGGAAAUGCCUUUAAAAAUAUCUUAUCCUGCGCUUGAAAAUCAUGAGUGGAGGAUAGUGACUGGUUGUGAUCCGAAAAACACUAGAUGGAGUUACCAUAAUGGAGGAUCUUGGCCAGUGCUGUUGUGGAUGUUGACUGCGGCGUGCAUCAAGACUGGACGGCCACAAAUUGCGAAAAGGGCAAUUGAUCUAGCAGAGAGCCGCUUGCUGAAGGAUGGGUGGCCCGAAUAUUAUGAUGGAAAGGUUGGAAGAUUUGUCGGCAAACAGGCCAGGAAGCAGCAGACGUGGUCAAUCGCUGGGUAUCUGGUGGCGAAGAUGAUGCUAGAAGAUCCUUCACAUUUGGGGAUGAUAUCCUUGGAAGAGGACAAGCAAAUGAAGCCUGUAAUGAAGAGAUCAUCUUCCUGGACAUGUUAAAUAAGUUAAAAAAAAAGAUUAAGGUUAAAGUGAUUCUUUUAACAAUAUUCAUUUGUGUCUAUGUCUGUAGUUCUUACUCACAGAGAGGAACUUGGUAAGCAUAUUUUUUUGACUAGCCCCUUGCUUGUCAAAACUAAACUCUUAUGCUUGAUGAUUGUGUUCCAUUGGUAAACAUACUUUACUUCUUCCUGCAUUGGAUUUUAUAAUCAGCUUUCAUCAGUUCAAAUUCAGCAUCUCAUUAUUGCUAUAAUAAUACGAAUUAAAAAGCAUUCUGAUC
Molecule: messenger RNA, 2259 nt
Organism: Cuscuta epithymum
Lineage: Eukaryota; Viridiplantae; Streptophyta; Magnoliopsida; Solanales; Convolvulaceae
Source: the annotation of a GenBank genome assembly